Molecule: messenger RNA, 896 nt
Organism: Rhododendron vialii
Lineage: Eukaryota; Viridiplantae; Streptophyta; Magnoliopsida; Ericales; Ericaceae
Exons: 2
Coding region: 144-749 (201 amino acids)
Source: RefSeq, a predicted model, not a curated record
CAUGAAGUGCAGAGUGUGAAGUGUAAACACACCCCUUAUCCUAUCGAUCGAACUUGGCUUCAACUUACCAUAUACUUGUUCCUUCCUUCCAGUUCCAUUAUUCUUUUGAUUUUGUUGAGACACUCUUCGCGUUCUGUUUAGAAAUGGCAUCAGAAUUGCCAAAUUGUUUGAGUUCUUCGACCGGUAUAGAUGCACUUGACGAAUUAGACGCCACAGAAAUCGACGAAUCCCUUCUGAGAGACUUACUAGAAGAACUAGAGGAGGAUGAAGAAGUCAAAAAUGACCAAAACAGUUGUAGUACUUGUGCAGUUCAACCUACAGAAGCUACCGCUAUGGAAACCGUGCAUCCGGGGAUGCUCGGUUGCGAUGAGUUCUCGGAGCAAAUAACCAGGUCCCACGUGCACGACUCUUUGUGGCUCGAUAUCAUGGAAAUGGAUCCACCAUCACCAAUGAUAAUGAAUGAGAUGAUGACGACGAUGUGGUAUGGAGAGUCAUGUGUGGAGGAGGGGAUAGGUGGAGGAAUGGUUGAUUUUGGGGGGAAUGGAUCAGAGGAGUCUCAUCUCUAUCAUCAUGGAGCUUUAUCCAUCGAUAAUUAUGAAACUCCUUAUGGCUUCUUGUGGCAGCAUGACAACUUCCCUACAGCCAAACUACUAUAUGGUCCUGACUGCGCAACUCAAACCUCCAGAGGAGCUAGUGCAGCCAUGGCCCCCACAUGCAUACUGCUGGGUACUCAUCUGAUGGAGAAUUAAACUCUAGACCUUGAGGAGUACUUCCAAAGCCUGAAUAUCUGCCCGGGGCAACCCAUAUGUGUGCUGAUUGAUGAUGAAAAAACAAAAUGAUUUCCUGCUUAAUAAAUUAUGAAAAGUCUAAAGAUACGAGUAUGACUUAUUUACGAA